UCACUAGAAAAAGGAGGCUAAAAAUAGCCUAAAACUAAGAAAGCCAAGUUUUUAGGUAAGAAAUUGAUUAGUUGAGAAGUAACAUCAUGUAAUAUGUAGUAAGAUCCAAAGUUUUUUCAACACUUAAUUUCUCCUUUACUUUUUUGCUUAUUGCAUAUUUGCAUUGCCUAAAAAAAGAGCAACAGCAUUGCAUAGCAAUAUGCAGAGGAGCAAUAACAGUUCAGAGAUGACCUUCCUAGUCGAAGACAUCGAAGCUGUCCUCGAAAUGAACAGAUUACUAGAGAAGGAAAACCUAGAGCUGAAACACGAAGUGACUCGUCUAAAAUCACAGAUUGCUUCCUCGAAAGCUCAUGAUAUCGAGAGGAAAUCGACUUUGUGGAAGAAGUUGCAGUAUCCCAGCAGUGUGGGAAAUAAUAAAGAGGAAAGUUUACAGAAACAGACACUUCAGAGUCUUCAGACAUCAGAACAGCUACGUACACCAGUGUCAGAAAGUAAAAAACCGUCGCCACCUCCACCACCACCUUGUAAGCAGAUUAUUCCUCGGGAUUCAGACAUUGGAUCAAUGAAUAAUGGUCCGCCACCACCACCACCGCCACUGCCUUCUAAACUACUGCUAGGCUCUAAGUUAGCAGUUCGUCGAGUUCCUGAGGUAAUUGAGUUUUAUCGUUACCUCAACAAGAGAAAUGCCAAGAUAGAGAACAGAACAAACAAAACAGUAGCUUCAAAGGAAGUCAGUCCAGGGAAUAUGAUUGGAGAAAUUGAAAACAAAUCAAUGUAUCUCUCUGCUGUUAAAUCUGAUGUUGAGAUGCAAUGCGAGUUCAUCAAUUACUUAAUAAGAGAGGUAGAAACAGCAGUCUUCACUGAUAUAUCAGCAGUGGAAGCAUUUGUAAAACGGCUAGAUGGAGAGCUGUCAAGUCUGGUAGACGAGAGAGCUGUACUGAAGCAUUUUCCGCAGUGGCCAGAAAGAAAGGCUGAUGCUCUAAGGGAAGCCGCCUGCUGUUUCCGUGACCUGAAGAGUAUAGAGUCCGAAACACUGUCUUACAAAGACAAUCCCAAACAACCAUUGCCUCAAACAUUAAGGCGGAUACAAACGUUGCAAGACAGGUUGGAAAGGGUAAUAGAAAACAUCGAAAAGACAAGAGAAGGUACGUGCAGAAGAUACAAAGAGAUGCAGAUUCCUUGGGAUUGGAUGCUGGAUACAGGCCUUGUUGGUCAGAUUAAGUUGAACUCAUUGAAGCUAUCAAGAGAGUAUAUGAAACGAAUCAUCAAAGAACUUGAGAGUUCUAGAUUGCCUAGUUCAGAAGACAUCAUACAUCAGGGUGCUCGUUUCGCAUAUCGAGUUCAUCAGUUUACGGGCGGUUUCGACAUAGAUACAGAGCAAGUAUUUGAAGAACUCAAACGAAUACAUUGUGCAAACGCUCCACAAGUUUGUAAGGCUUAAGAUAUGGAAUAAUCAGUUAUUGCAAAGCAAUAAAAUAAAUUAUAGUUUGUAAUAUAAUCUUCCAUAAUAUUUAUUAGUGUAUAAUAGAGUAUAAAUUAGGGUAAUCACUCUGUAUAAUUCUCCUUACUCUUGAACAAAUAGUUUAUAGGUAUUCCGUAUUUAGUUGAUACAAAUCAAUAGAAAUAUAGAGCACUUUUUAUAAUAGUCUAUCAUAACAUGGGAUUGUAUUAGGAAGAAAAACAUAGUUAUAUAAUUUUGAAAU
This is a messenger RNA of Chenopodium quinoa (quinoa), 1703 nucleotides long. RefSeq names its product protein CHUP1, chloroplastic-like. Bases 200 to 1441 code for a protein of 413 amino acids. The record is from RefSeq and is a predicted model, not a curated record. Gene Ontology annotation, biological process: chloroplast organization. The transcript has 5 exons. Gene Ontology annotation, cellular component: chloroplast outer membrane. NCBI's taxonomy places the organism in Eukaryota, Viridiplantae, Streptophyta, Magnoliopsida, Caryophyllales, Amaranthaceae.